Molecule: messenger RNA, 4063 nt
Organism: Gossypium raimondii (Peruvian cotton)
Lineage: Eukaryota; Viridiplantae; Streptophyta; Magnoliopsida; Malvales; Malvaceae
Product: protein PLASTID MOVEMENT IMPAIRED 1-RELATED 1
Exons: 4
Coding region: 210-3881 (1223 amino acids)
Source: RefSeq, a predicted model, not a curated record
AUAAUAUAACGCCUUUUCAUAGCUUGGUUUCAAAAUGUUGGUUCGAGUAAAAGGCAGCGGCAAUUCAAGGCCCAAAGUGGGGCAGCGAACCGCGGAGACAAUCCCGGUUCAUUAGUCUCAGCCGCCAUUAAUUUGCUUACUCCAAACGGCGAAGGGAGACUAUAUAUUGAACUAGUUGGGAAAUUCCAGUCUCUGGGGAGCUCAAUUUGAUGAUGUUGUCGAAAGCUGAAGCUAGGAAGAAGAAUGGUGGGAAUUCGAGUAAUGGGAAGUUAUUGAAUGAAAUCGAAACUAUGAGCAAAGCUUUGUAUUUAGACAAGAACCGUUCAAGCAAUUCAUUUUCUGCUUUUAAUUCUCGGUCUAAACCAACCCGGAAAACCAAUUUGCCGGAACCGAAAUCGACAGUGAAAAAUAGUAAUGAGGACCCUUUGCUUAAAGAGAAGAAAUCUGUUUGGAAUUGGAAGCCUUUGAAAGUGUUUUCCAAUGUUCGGAACCGGAGGUUUAAUUGUUGUUUCUCACUUGAAGUACACUCCAUUGAGUGUUUACCAGUAAGUUUUAAUGAUCUUAGUCUAUUUGUGCAUUGGAAGAGGCGGGAUGGGGAUCUAACAACUCGUCCUUCUAAAGUUUUUAAUGGAACUGCGGAAUUCGGAGAGAAGUUGACGUAUACGUGUUCCAUAUAUGGUGUUCGAAGUGGCCUUUCGGCCAAGUAUGAGGCUAAGCAUUGCAUGCUUUUUGCAUCUGUGUUGGGAACACCCGACUUUGAUUUGGGGAAGCAUCGAGUUGACCUUACGCGGUUACUUCCACUUACAUUGGAAGAAUUAGAGGAAGAGAAGAGUACGGGGAAGUGGACAACAAGUUUUAAGUUAUCAGGGAAGGCCAAAGGUGCUACCAUGAAUGUUAGUUUUGGUUAUAUGGUUGUCGGGGAUAAUUCUGUGCUGCUCAAAAGUAAUCAGCAUCGUGCUGAGUUGUCACAUAUAAAGCAGAAUAAUCAGAGUACAGGAAAAGCAGUUGCUGGAUUUGAUCACCUUGACCUGGACACAACAAGGUGUGUUGAGAGUCUUCCCAGUUUAGUUAACACCAGGCCUUUUGGCUCAUCUCCCGUUGUGGAAGAGAUAAAAGAUCUUCAUGAAGUUUUGUCUGUGCCAAAGCCACAGCUCGAUGUUAAAAAUACAGUAGACCAGAAACUUGAUGAAGAAAAGCCCAAUGCUUCUGCUGCUUCCAAGCCUGAACCUGAUGUGUUAAAUGAACAUUUUGAGCCCAUCAGACCUCUGACUUCUCUUGCAUCUGAAUCAAUUAACGAAUAUAUUGAAAAAGAAACUGAAGAUAAUGACUUCUCUGUUGACGAAAAAGGGAUAGGGUUGUCUUCAGAAGAACAAGCUAGGUCGGAGGCAGUUACCUUCGUGGCUACUUUAUCAACCAUAGAAAACCCUGAAGUUGUUGAAAUUAAUCCUGGCAUGGGAGUAAAUUUUGAAGAAUGUUCUCAGCUUCAUCCCUCUAAUCAAGGAGAGGCUAGGUCGGAGGAAGGUACCCUCGUGGCUACUUUAUCAACAGUAGAAAACCCUCAAGUUGUUGAAAUUAAUCCUGGCGUGGGAGAAAAUUUUGAAGAACGUUCUCAGCUUCAUCCCUCCAAUCAAGGAGAGGCUAGGUCGGAGGAAGUUUCCCUUGCGGCUACUUUAUCAACCGUAGAAACCCCACAAGUUGAUGAAAUUAAUCCUGGCAUGGGAGAAAAUUUUGAAGAAUGUUCUCAGCUUCAUCCCUCUAAUCAAGGAGAUAUGCUCGUGGUGCAAGAUCGCAGUUCCGAAGAGGAUGAACAGUGCUCAAAUGAAUCGCUGAUGAGAGAAUUGGAUUUAGCUUUAGAUGGUAUUACAAAUUUGGGGGAAGCAUUAGCUUCUUCUCCUGGCCUUGAAGAUCCGGAGGACUACAUGGAUAAUAAAGGUGAUUAUAAGGCGGAAUCACUUGGCUUGGAUGAAGCUACUGAAUCUAUCGCCACUGAUUUCUUGAACAUGCUCGGUAUUGAUCAUAGUCUACUCGGCUUGAGUUCUGAGAGUGAACCCGAGUCUCCAAGAGAGCGUUUAUUAAGGCAAUUUGAGAAGGAUACCCUAGCCAGCGGUUGCUCAUUAUUUGAUUUUGACAUGGCUGAUGAGGAGGAACUAGAAUCUGGUUUUGACACCUCAACUGCAUCUGGUUGGGGGAGCUUGACUGAGAGUUUUGAUUUAUCAUCUUUUAUCCAAGAUGCUGAGCAAGAAUAUCAGAAGGAAACUGGUGGGAGGAAUAAAACGAGAGCUAAAGUAUUGGAAGGCUUGGAGACUGAAGCGUUAAUGCGUGAGUGGGGAUUGAAUGAGAAGGCUUUUCAGCAAUCUCCAUCUGGGUCUUCUGGUGGGUUUGGGAGUCCAGUAGAUUUGCCUCCUGAAGAUCCACUUGAACUGCCUCCUCUUGGAGAUGGUUUAGGUCCAUUUCUUCAGACAAAGAACGGAGGAUUUUUGCGAUCUAUGAAUCCCUCACUUUUCCAGGAUGCUAAAAGUGGUGGGAACCUGAUCAUGCAGGUGUCUAAUCCAGUUGUAGUACCUGCAGAAAUGGGUUCUGGUAUAAUGGAUAUACUUCAGCAACUGGCCUCUGUUGGGAUUGAGAAGCUCUCUAUGCAGGCAAAUAAGUUGAUGCCUUUGGAGGAUAUUACCGGUAAAACUAUGGAACAAGUUGCAUGGGAAGCUGCUCCUGCUCUGGAGGGACUGCAGAGGCAAUGUUCGUUGCAGCAUGACUUUGAAGUUGGGGAAGAUAUGUCUAGCAGGCAAAAGAAAGUUAAAAGAAGAUCACCUCGACCCAGCUGUAGCGAUAUUAAUUCAACCUCUGUCAAUGAGAUGGGGUCAGAUUAUGUAGCCCUUGAAGAUCUUGCUCCAUUGGCAAUGGAUAAGAUUGAAGCUCUCUCAAUGGAAGGGUUGAGAAUUCAGUCAGGCAUGUCAGAUGAGGAUGCACCUUCAAACAUCAGUGCGCAGUCUAUUGGGGAAAUUUCAGCCCUUCAAGGCAAGGGGUUCGGUAUUAGUGGGUCCCUUGGUCUGGAUGGAACUGCCGGGUUGCAAUUGUUGGAUAUAAAAGACAGCGGUGAUAAUGUCGAUGGAUUAAUGGGUCUGUCACUAACUCUUGAUGAAUGGAUGAGACUUGAUUCCGGGGAUAUUGACGAUGAAGAUCAAAUAAGCGAGCGAACUUCUAAAAUCCUUGCUGCUCAUCAUGCUACAUCAUUGGACUCGAUUCUCAGAGGGUCAAAGGGAGAGAAAAAACGGGGUAAAAAGUGUGGGUUGUUAGGGAAUAACUUCACAGUGGCAUUGAUGGUGCAACUUCGCGAUCCCAUGAGAAACUACGAGCCAGUCGGUGCACCCAUGCUUGCUCUUAUUCAAGUGGAGAGAGUGUUUGUCCCAUCAAAACCAAAGAUAUAUGCUACUGUUUCGGCUUUGAGCAACGACAAUCAAGAUGGUGAUGACUCCGAGGCCGCCACAAAAGAAAAGGUGAAACCUGCGGAGAUGAAAGAAGAAAAAGCUUCCCAAGAGGAAGGUAUUCCUCAAUACAGAAUCACCGAUGUUCAUGUUGCAGGUUUGAAGACCGAGCCCGGCAAGAAAAAACUUUGGGGUAGCACGACCCAACAACAAUCCGGUUCUCGAUGGUUGCUUGCCAAUGGAAUGGGAAAGAGCAAUAAGCAUCCAUUAUUGAAAUCCAAGCCUGGUUUUAAAUCUUCAACCCCCUCAACAACAAAGGUUCAACCAGGUGACACUUUGUGGAGCAUCUCGUCUGGUAUUCACGGUACCGGGGCUAAAUGGAAAGAAUUGGCAGCCCUUAAUCCUCAUAUUCGAAACCCUAACGUUAUAUUACCCAAUGAAACUAUCAGAUAUCGAUAAGUAGUAUAUGCAUUGGAAUCUGCUUUGAGAUUAUUAGACAGUGUUGAUGAGUUCUGCUUGCAGAGAUUUUUCGUGCAUUUUGUUUGAAUGCAUCCAUUCAUGCAACUCAAAAAGUCAAAAACAAAGCAAAGGUAAGCUUUACAUUUUCCUCUCUCUUUUCUAAAUAUAGUCUCUUUUGAAAA